This is a messenger RNA of Aspergillus fijiensis CBS 313.89, 216 nucleotides long. RefSeq names its product 40S ribosomal protein uS14. Gene Ontology annotation, cellular component: ribosome; cytosolic small ribosomal subunit. Gene Ontology annotation, molecular function: structural constituent of ribosome; zinc ion binding. Lineage: Eukaryota; Fungi; Ascomycota; Eurotiomycetes; Eurotiales; Aspergillaceae. The coding region runs from base 35 to 205 and encodes 56 amino acids. The transcript has 5 exons. Gene Ontology annotation, biological process: translation. The record is from RefSeq and is a predicted model, not a curated record.
CCCCCAGGUUUUCUCUCGCCUCAGAAAAUUCAAGAUGACUCACGAGUCUGUUUGGUACAGCCGUCCCCGCCAGUUCGGCAAGGGCUCCCGUGGAUGCCGUGUCUGCUCCCACCGCGCCGGUCUCAUCCGCAAGUACGGGAUGAACAUCUGCCGUCAGUGCUUCCGUGAGAAGGCCUCGGACAUCGGUUUCUACAAGUUCCGUUAAAUUCCUUCCUU